AUGUUCACUCGUCUCUUCUCCUCCGUCUCCCCUCUGUCCUUCCCUCCAUCCUUCCUCCUCCUCCUCCUCCUCUUCAUCAUGACAGCGGUCUUCUUCCUCCUCAUCGGUCGUCUCAACAGACCCCCAUCUUCGCCCUCCAUCCCCUGCCUGCCACGGCUCCCCGUCCUGGGAAGUCUCCCCUGGCUGGGAGGAAGACUCCCGCCUCACCUGCUCUUCAGCCAGCUGGCCCAAAGGUACGGCUCUCUGUUCGCGCUCUACCUCGGCCCUCACUACACCGUGGUGAUCAACGACCAUCAACACGCCAGAGAGGUCCUCCAACAGAGAGGGAAGGACUUCGCAGGGCGACCGAGCAUGGUGACCACCGAUCUGCUGACAAGAGGAGGGAAAGACAUCGCCUUCUCAGACUACUCUCCUCUGUGGAAGUCGCACCGCCGCCUCGUCCACAACUCCUUCACCCUGUUUGGAGAGGGAACGAGCCGGCUCCAGGACAUCGUCCUGUCCUCCGUGGACGGCCUCUACGCUGAGCUCAUGUCUGGAGGUCGCCUCGGCUUUGACCCGUCGCCGGCGGUGACCAGAGCCGUCACUAACGUGGUGUGCACGCUCGUGUUCAGCGCUACGUAUCGUCAUGGAGAUGCUGAGCUGCAGGAGGUGAUCCGGUACAACGACGGCAUCGUUCAGACGAUCACCAGAGGAGGACUGGUGGACAUUUACCCCUGGAUGAAGGUCUUUCCAAAUGAGUGUCUCAGCAAACUGAAGGAGUGUAUCAUCGUCAGAGAUCGACUUCUGUCACGAAAACUGGAGGAGCACAAGGUGACGUUGAGUGACGGUGACCCCCGUGACCUCCUUGAUGCCUUGCUAAAGGGCCAGACGGAGAGCGGGCGGGGUCAAAAGCCAACUGGGUCUGAGGAGGAGAGGAUAACUGACGACCACGUCCUGAUGAUAGCAGCUGAGGCUUUUGGCGCCGGAGUAGAGACAACCUCCACGUCUCUACUGUGGAUCCUGGCCUACCUGCUGCACCACCCAGAGGUCCAGGAGCGUGUGCAGAAGGAGCUGGAUGAGAAGGUGGGCAGUGAUCGACCGGUGUGCAUGUCAGACCGAAGCCGACUACCGUACCUGGACUGUGUCAUCAACGAGGGCAUGAGGAUCCGACCAGUUAGCCCCGUCCUGAUCCCUCAUACAGCCAUGACGGACAGCUGCAUUGGAGGUCACUCUGUCAGUCGUGGGACUCGUGUUCUGGUCAACAUGUGGGCGAUUCACCACGACCCUGACCACUGGGACAAACCCGACCUGUUCAACCCAGACCGUUUCCUCGAUGACCAGGGCCAGCGGGUGACACCUUCCUGCUUCCUGCCAUUCGGGGCGGGGCCUCGAGUGUGCGUCGGCGAAUCCUUGGCCAGGCUGGAGCUCUUCCUCUUCCUGGCUUCUCUGCUCCAGAGAAUGACUUUCAGUCUGCCUGACGGGGCUCCUCUGCCCAACCUGCAGGGGCGGCUGGGUGUGGUUUUACAACCAUUACCGUAUAAGGUUGUCGUUACUCCAAGGGCGGGGUGGGGAGGUGGGAUCAAAUAA
Messenger RNA from Cheilinus undulatus (humphead wrasse), 1566 nucleotides. RefSeq names its product steroid 17-alpha-hydroxylase/17,20 lyase. Bases 1 to 1566 code for a protein of 521 amino acids. Lineage: Eukaryota; Metazoa; Chordata; Actinopteri; Labriformes; Labridae. Gene Ontology annotation, molecular function: heme binding; steroid 17-alpha-monooxygenase activity; iron ion binding. The record is from RefSeq and is a predicted model, not a curated record. The transcript has 9 exons. Gene Ontology annotation, biological process: progesterone metabolic process; hormone biosynthetic process.